UGAUUUCUGGCUCCGGCAAGAAGACCUGAAAGAAGCGGCGCUCUCUCCUUUUCGGAGCCCACGUAGUUUUCCUCUCUUACAGCUUAAAAGCGCUGCAACAGCGGCGUCCGCGGAGGUAGCGGCUCUUAGAAGGCCCCUGAGAGGGGAGGGAGCAGAAGCAACGACGCCGGGCGAAAGCGCUCGGCUUCCGGACACCGUCGCCGAAGCUCGGCGCGGGUGGGUGUCCGCCUUCGUCAGUGCCACGGUGUCUCCUUGCGGCAGGCAGAGCUGGAAGCAGCCCCGUCUUGCUUCGGUAACCGAUCCGAUCCCCGCUGUCCGGUCAGCCGCAUGCAGCCCUCACCCUGGAGCGGAGGCGGCGGAUCGAAGAGCUCUCCAGAUCCUCCCGGCAGCGGCUGCUCCAGUCCAGGGACAAGAUGUUCUCCAAGUUCACCUCCAUCCUGCAGCACGCCGUGGAAGCGCUUGCACCUUCCCUUCCAUUGCAAGAGGACUUCGUUUAUCAUUGGAAGGCAAUUACCCAUUAUUACAUAGAAACGUCAGAUGACAAGGCUCCUGUGACUGAUACCAAUAUUCCAUCACAUCUGGAGCAGAUGUUGGACAUUUUGGUUCAAGAAGAAAAUGAAAGGGAAUCUGGAGAAACAGGUCCUUGUAUGGAAUAUCUGCUACAUCACAAAAUUUUGGAAACCUUAUACACUUUGGGAAAGGCUGAUUGUCCUCCAGGCAUGAAACAGCAGGUUUUAUCUUUUUAUACUAAACUUCUGGGAAGAAUACGGCAACCUCUUCUUCCACACAUAAAUGUACACAGACCUGUACAGAAAUUAAUAAGACUGUGUGGUGAAGUUCUUGCAACACCUACAGAAAAUGAAGAAAUCCAGUUUCUCUGCACAGUAUGUUCAAAGUUGAAACAAGAUCCAUACCUGGUUAAUUUUUUUCUUGAAGUGAUUCCAGGCCCUGUCCUACACAUUUCUUCGAGGCAGAACAAGCAGAAAGGAUUGGCUUCAAAAGAUGCAGUAAACUCAGUCACAGAGGACCUCGUAAAAAGGCAAGAUUCUGGAGUGACAGAUACAGGACAGUCAAUUCAAUCUGAAGAAACAUCAAAUAGGACAAAGCAAGCAGAGAGUGAGAAUGACCUUCAGCAGGCAGAUAAUUUCUCUGCAAAUCAGAUUGAAUUAAACAUCCCUUUAUCUCCAGAGGCUUUAGCUGUUCGCCCACAUGGGGAUUAUAAUUUGGUGAAUUCUCUGCUCAACCUUACCAAAAGCCCAGAUGGCCGAAUAGCAGUGAAAGCUUGUGAAGGCCUCAUGCUUCUAGUGAGUUUGCCUGAACCAGCAGCUGCCAAGUGCUUAACACAGAAUAUAUGUUUAUGUGAACUCCUGACAGAUAGGCUGGCGUCUCUUUACAAAGCCCUCCCCCAAUCAAUGGAUCCUUUAGAUAUCGAAACAGUCGAAGGCAUUAACUGGGGUUUGGACUCCUAUAACUACAAAGAAGACGCAUCUGCUUUCCCCGGCAAAAGAGCUCUGAUUUCAUUCCUAUCCUGGUUUGAUUACUGUGAUCAACUCAUUAAGGAAGCUCACAAGACAACUGCUCUUGCCAUGGCAAUCUCAGUGAGGGAACGUUUUUUCAUUGGUGUGAUGGAACCUCAACUAAUGCAAACUUCAGAGAUUGGAAUUCUUACUUCAACUGCCCUGUUGCAUCGUAUCGUUCGUCAAGUUUCAUCAGAUGCCUUAGUUCACGAAAUGGUUUACUUCAUCCUUGGAGAGCAGCGGGAGCCAGAAAAACUAAUGGAUGUCAACAGGCAUCCAUUGCGACAUCGCUUAAUUGAGCACUGUGAUCACAUUUCAGAUGAGAUCAGCAUAAUGACCCUCAGAAUGUUUGAACAUCUUUUGCAAAAGCCUGAUGAACACAUUCUUUAUAACCUGGUUCUUAGAAAUUUAGAAGAGAGAAACUAUACAGAAUAUAAACCACCCUGCCAAGAAGAUAAAGACCUGGUAGAAAAUGGGCAGAUACCAGGAGCAGUAGACCUGGAAGAAGAUCCUUUGUUUACAGAUCUUUCUCCUGAUACUAUAUUAUCAAAUCAAGAAUGGAUUAGCACUUCACCACCUACAACUCCCGAUCAUCCCAAAACUGAUGGGAAGACUGAAGUUCAUAAAAUUGUAAAUAGUUUUCUCUGUCUUGUACCGGAUGAAGCCAAAUCUUCCUACCAUGUGGAAGGAACAGGUUAUGAUACCUACCUCAGAGAUGCCCAUCGACAGUUUCGGGAUUAUUGUUCCAUAUGCUUACGAUGGGAAUGGCCAGGAUCUCCUAAAUCUCUGGAAAAGUGCAAUUUAGAAGCUGCAUUCUUUGAGGGACAUUUCUUGAAAGUUCUCUUUGAUAGAAUGGGCAAAAUUCUGGAUCAGCCAUAUGAUGUCAAUCUACAAGUCACAUCUGUAUUGUCCAAGCUUUCUUUGUUUCCACAUCCACAUAUUCAUGAAUACCUUUUGGAUCCCUAUGUAAAUCUGGCUUCUGGCUGCCGUUCUCUUUUUUCAGUAAUUGUUAGGGUUGUUGGGGAUCUCAUGGUACGUAUUCAGCGCAUACCUGAUUUCACACCUAAACUUCUAUUGGUCAGGAAACGUCUUCUUGGGUUAGAACCUGAAGGGCCUAUUGUUGACCACAUGACAUUACUUGAAGGUGUGAUAGUAUUAGAAGAAUUUUGUAAAGAACUGGCUGCAAUUGCGUUUGUGAAAUACCACUCUUCAUCAGCACCAUGAGCAGCAAUCACAAACUUCACGGUUAUGUAGUGUUUCGGUGAGAAAUGGCUAAUAAAUUUUCCCAGGCAAGAAAGCAAAAAAGCAAAACAUUGGCAUAUAUUUGGAAAGUUUACAUGGGACACAUUCAAAUUGCAGAAGUGCUUUCAUUCAUUGAUAGUGGCAACUUGGAAAUGCAAAACAGACAUCGUAUCAUCAAUUCAACCGAAGGGACUCUAGCUAAAAAAGUUCAGCUUCAGAAGUUAUAUAGAUUGAACUUUAAUUAAAAUAUUUUCUUUUAAUAAUUUACUGGGAAGUAGGAAUUUUAAAUAUAUAAAUAUAUACACAUAUUAGGCUUCAUAGGCUUUAAAUAAUAGUUUUUGUGUCAUAGCUAAGGUGUGUUUUAUCCCUUUAUAUAAAAACCAGUAAGUGAUUAAAGUGUUUUAAAAUAUUUCAGGCAAUUGGAGAAAAAAAAAACGUAAGAAGUUUCAGACUUUAUAAACAUGACCUUUUUUUCCCUGUUAUCUUUCACAUUCGUUCAAUACUUUCUCCUUAUUGAUGCCAAGUUUAGUACAGGUUUUAUUUGAAUACUUAUUCAUUAUCUCUUGUUAUGCUACAUACUAUUUUUAUAUGAUUGUUUGACUGAGCGAUAUUUUGUGCCUAUUUAUUGUUGAAAAUUCACAGGUUUUGUGCUGUUAAAUUACUUUAUUACCCAGCUAAUUUGAAAGGCUUAUCAUCUACCACAAGGGAUAAUUGAUAAGUUAUUUUACUCGAGUCCUUGCAGGCUGUUACAAAUGAAUUGACUUCUGGGUGUGAUGUUAAUGUUUGCAGAAAUUCAUUGCAAGUCAGAGAGAGUAAAGAGCUCUUUAUUUUGGCACGCCAAAUAAUCUAGAGUAGAUGGGACACCCAAGUGGUCCUAUUAUUCAUCUCUUCUGAUCUUCCAUGGAUUGAAAAAUCAGAAUAAGACCUUUAUAAUAUUUUAUUGGUUUUUAUCUUCAUGUAAAAGAGUUGGGAUUGAUAGACUCAUUACAUGGUCCCUUUAUAUCACUUUUCCUUUAUUUGUUACACCAUUAUUACAACAAAGUCAAAUUUAAUCCAAAAUUUUCUUUUUUAAGUC
Molecule: messenger RNA, 3834 nt
Organism: Thamnophis sirtalis
Lineage: Eukaryota; Metazoa; Chordata; Lepidosauria; Squamata; Natricidae
Gene: FHIP2A
Product: FHF complex subunit HOOK interacting protein 2A
Source: RefSeq, a predicted model, not a curated record